Aspergillus welwitschiae is the source of this 540-nucleotide messenger RNA. RefSeq lists its product as uncharacterized. The transcript has 4 exons. The record is from RefSeq and is a predicted model, not a curated record. Bases 1 to 540 code for a protein of 179 amino acids. NCBI's taxonomy places the organism in Eukaryota, Fungi, Ascomycota, Eurotiomycetes, Eurotiales, Aspergillaceae.
AUGGCAGUUGCCUCCAACAUACUACUGGAUAGUGACGUCGGUUGCCUCUCACAAAUCAACCCAGAAAAGGAAUAUCCCAAUAGACAUAAGAAGACUCAAGAAAGCAAACUGUUCAUCAUGAAGACCUCUUUGGCCACUGCAGUUAUCCUCUUUACGUCGGCGCUGGCAGCGCCAGUCACCAUGAGAAACACACCCACGGAGAAUGAUAAUACCAAUCCGAAUGUCAACAUCCCCACUGGUCCCGGUCCUGUGUGCACUGAUAACGAGAUCUGUCCCUAUGAGGUCAGUGACAGUCAGUAUGCCCGCCGUCAGGAGCCUAUUCCUGCCGCUGCUCUGGGAUCUUUGAUCGGGGGUGGCCUCGGUAGGCGAGACGACGAGGCUAUCCCAACUGAUGCCAUUAUUUCCUUGGCAGGCGGUGGCCUCAAGCGACGUGGUGAUGAGGAUGUCCCGGCUGAAGAGCCUAUCCCUACUGAGGCCAUCAUUUCGCUGGCUGGUGGUGGUCUGAAAAGAAGCGAGGAGGACGCUAUGGACUCGUACUAA